This is a messenger RNA of Propithecus coquereli (Coquerel's sifaka), 2654 nucleotides long. It is a transcript of the gene LARP1B, whose product is annotated as La ribonucleoprotein domain family, member 1B. The record is from RefSeq and is a predicted model, not a curated record. Gene Ontology annotation, molecular function: RNA binding. The transcript has 9 exons. Gene Ontology annotation, cellular component: cytoplasmic stress granule; cytosol. The coding region runs from base 145 to 1245 and encodes 366 amino acids. Gene Ontology annotation, biological process: positive regulation of translation. Lineage: Eukaryota; Metazoa; Chordata; Mammalia; Primates; Indriidae.
CGCCUCCCUUACUCCGGUAGAGGUCCUCCAGCUUGGUUCCCUGAGCCUCCGCGGCUGCCCGCCCCAGAGCUCAGUUCCCCAAAAAUCAUAAAAGCAGGAAAACUCAAGACAAAGAAAUCCAACAAGGCUAGUGAUUUCAGCGAUAUGGCGAAUUGGCCAACACCAAGUGAAUUAGUCAACGCUGGAUGUCAGAGUGUCAUCAGCCAAGGAAAUAAGAAACUACAAAAUAGAAAAGAAAAAGAAGAAAAGGUUGAAAAGAGAAGUAACAGUGAGAGCAAAGAAAACAGGGAAACAAAAUUAGAUGGUCCUGGUGAAAAUGUCAGUGAGGAUGAGGCUCAGUCGAGUAAUCAACGAAAGAGAGCAAAUAAGCACAAGUGGGUACCACUACACUUAGAUGAUGUAAGACCAGACAGUCAGGAAAGACCUGGAUCCCGAAACAGCUCAAGGUGUCAACCUGAAGCAAAUAAACCAGCACAUAACAAUAGGAGAAAUGAUACACGAAGUUGGAGGAGAGAUAGAGAAAAGAGAGAUGAUCAAGAUGAAGUUUCCAGUGUGAGAAGUGAGGGUGGUAAUAUCCAAGGUUCCUUUAGAGGCCGAGGAAGAGGCCGAGGACGGGGAAGAGGACGAGGCAGAGGAAAUCCUCGAUCGAACUUUGAUUAUUCAUAUGGUUAUCGAGAACAUGGUGAAAGGACUGCUCAACCAUUUCAAACAGAACUUAAUACCAGUAUGAUGUAUUACUAUGAUGAUGGUACAGGUGUACAGGUGUAUCCUGUGGAAGAAGCAUUGCUUAAAGAGUAUAUUAAGCGUCAAAUUGAAUAUUACUUCAGUAUAGAAAACUUGGAACGGGACUUCUUUCUUCGGAGAAAGAUGGAUGAACAAGGUUUCUUGCCUAUUUCCCUGAUUGCUGGUUUUCACCGUGUUCAGGCUCUCACUACAAACCUUAAUCUCAUCUUAGAGGCACUGAAAGAUAGCACAGAAGUAGAAAUCGUGGAUGAGAAAAUGAGAAAAAAGAUAGAACCAGAAAAAUGGCCAAUUCCAGGUCCUCCUCCACGUAAUGUGCCACAAACGGACUUCUCUCAACUGAUUGAUUGUCCAGAGUUUGUACCAGGCCAAGCCUUUUAUUCACAUCCAGGUAACAGCUUUUCUUCUAGGACAAACAACCUAACAAUAGGCUAUUUGGUCCAAUUUGUCUAUCCUUUUAUAGUUUGUUUAGAUUCAGCAGGAAAAUUUAUGAUAAAUAAAUGACUUGAUGCUCCAAAUUCUAUUCAUAUUGCCUCCCACACAGAGCUAUAAGUUGACGCUCUCUUAUGUUUCUUGUUCUUAAAUUAUAUGUGUACUCUGUCAUUUAUGGUGUUUCUACCUAUCUUCUUUUAAUUUUACUAAAUGGCUAUAAAUAUAUUAUGCCAGUUUUCCCCUUGUAAAAUUGUAUUAGUCUAAAAGUCUUCUACUUAAGAGUGGGCUUCCUUUAAUUUUGUUACCAAUGUGCUUCAACUUUGUCUUGAAAAGAUAAGAUGACCUACAUUGUAAAGCAGAAUUGGGGUUCUCUUUAAUCUGGUUGUGUUUAGAAUUUCCAAAAUCUGCUUUAAUGUUAAGAUUUUUUUUCCUGGAUCAUUUUUAAGACAUUCCCUCUUGGGAAAAAAUGUGUGCUUAAACUUUUUUCAGUCAGGGUGAUGAUCUACUGAUGCUCUUGGAUGUCAUUUGAUCGGAAUAUGCAGUGGAAUAGGUGACUCACUGAAAUGGCAUUAUAAAUAUUGGAACAAAUCGUGCUGCAGAAAUGAAAGUGACCAGACUGUCUUCUGUGCAAGAAUGUCUACUCUAACUCCUUGUGGAGGAGGUUGGGCCAACGCUACCAUGGAGAUAACCACCUUUGUGAUGACGAUGAGAGACAGACCAGAGGACUGCUAUUGUUUUUAUAGGAGCUGCCCAUUUCUGUGUAAUUGGCCUGGGAUGCAUGGGCUACUUUUAUUCACGGUGGGAAAGUUAAUUAUUAUUAUUCUGGAAAUACUGCAAGAGUCUGUCUUUUGUUUCCAGGCUUAUGUACUUGUGUCCAGAUCAAUAAAGCAGAAAAGAGAGGAUUGAGUAGCAUUUCCCAGAUUGUUAAGUACUUUGCUAUUUGAUUUGUCCUUCAAUACAGUGUACGUUGCAUAACUUACGUGUUGUCAUAAUGUUUCCCAUGGACUAUAAGAUUUAUUAAUGUGGACACGUAAAGGGUAAGAAAUUUAAGAAAUGAACGUGGGUAUUUUUUUCUUUUACUCUUCGAAAUGUAUUUUUGAUACAUCAAUAUGGGAGACCUUUCCAUCAAUAAAGCAUUGAUGAUGGACAGUCUCACAAAUAUUUUUAUCUCAUGUUUGUCAGCCCUCUUGCUUCUAUCCCAGCAACCAACUUGGGCAGGUGUUUUAAAAGUUGAAGAAAAGUGAUGUUGUUUUUGUUUUUUAUUUUAAAGAUAUAAUAGUUGAUUGUAUAAGUUAGAUUUAUUUAUUGUAUAAACUUGGGUCCAAGAUGAUACUUUUUAGCCAGCUAAUGAACAGGCAUUAAGUUGAAUAAAAUAGAAAAUACCUUUUCUACAGGAUAGUUAAGAUAGGUCAUUCAAGUUGGUAAUCCCUGUCCAUUAACCACUUACGCAUUAUUAAUAAAAUUAUAAGAAUAAAAUCAUA